AUCAGCAAAAAUAGAAAAAGGCCUUAAGCUUACAAAUCAAGGUACAGAAAUAAUAAGCUUACUUGAUAUAAAACAUAGAUCUAGUUUUGAACAAAAAAAGUCUAUAAAUAUUUUUAUACUAGAACAAUUGCUAGAUAGCAAAGGG
Messenger RNA from Racocetra persica, 145 nucleotides. The record is from the annotation of a GenBank genome assembly. Lineage: Eukaryota; Fungi; Glomeromycota; Glomeromycetes; Diversisporales; Gigasporaceae.